AGUGGUCUACUCGGCCGGCAACAUGCUACGCUUCUUGGUGCUCGCCACCCUGGUCCUUUAUGGACACAGCACCCAGGACUUUCCAGAAACCAACGCCCGGGUAGUUGGAGGGACCGAGGCCCGGAAGAAUUCCUGGCCCUCGCAGAUUUCCCUCCAGUAUCUCUCUGGGGGCAAAUGGUAUCACACCUGUGGGGGGACCCUCAUCAGACAGAACUGGGUGAUGACAGCUGCUCACUGCGUGGACCGCAAAAUGACCUUCCGUGUGGUGGCUGGAGAGCACAACCUGAGCCAGAACGAUGGCACCGAGCAGCGUGUGAGUGUGCAGAAGAUCGUGGUGCAUCCCUACUGGAACAGCAAUAACGUGGCCGCCGGCUAUGACAUUGCCCUGCUGCGCCUGGCCCAGAGAGUUACCCUCAACAACUAUGUGCAGCUGGGUGUCCUGCCAGCGGCGGGAACCAUCCUGGCCAACAACAAUCCCUGCUACAUCACAGGCUGGGGCAUGACCAAGACCAACGGGCAGCUGGCCCAGGCCCUGCAGCAGGCUUACCUGCCCAGUGUGGACUACGCCACCUGCUCCAGUUCCAGCUACUGGGGCUCCACCGUGAAGAGCACCAUGGUAUGCGCUGGAGGAGACGGAAUUCGCUCUGGAUGCCAGGGUGAUUCUGGGGGCCCUCUCCAUUGCCUUGUGAACGGCAAGUAUGCUGUCCAUGGAGUGACCAGUUUCGUGUCCAGUCUGGGCUGUAACGUCUCCAGGAAGCCCACAGUCUUCACACGGGUCUCUGCUUACAUCUCCUGGAUCAAUAAUGUCAUUGCUUCCAACUGAACGUCUUCCUGAAUCCCAUGGCCUUCCCAAGAUGAUGCUUAGACCCACGAAAGGACUUGAGGCCAUCAAGAAAAAAAAACAUUCUGAGAGGCCAUUGAGCCAGAUCCAGAAAAGCAAAUAAAACUGAAUAUGCAUGAU
Felis catus (domestic cat) is the source of this 961-nucleotide messenger RNA. RefSeq names its product chymotrypsin like elastase 1 (gene CELA1). NCBI's taxonomy places the organism in Eukaryota, Metazoa, Chordata, Mammalia, Carnivora, Felidae. The record is from RefSeq and is marked provisional. Gene Ontology annotation, molecular function: serine-type endopeptidase activity. Gene Ontology annotation, biological process: proteolysis.